AUGGAGUUACCAAAGGCAGAACACCGAGCUUGUGCCAGACACAUCUACGCAAACCUUAAAAAGGAUCACAAAUCUGAGACACUGAAGCCACUAUUUUGGAGAGUAUCUAGCAGUUACAAUGAAGCUGAUUUCAGGAGUAACUUGGCUAUUUUAAGAGAGAUGGACCCGAGGGCUUGUGAUGAUCUGCUGAAGAAAGAUCAUCGUAAAUGGUGCAGGGCUUUCUUUAGGACUGGAUCAAGCUGUGGUGACACACACAACAAUCACACAGAGUCCUACAACAGAACAUUGAAGAAAGCAAGGAAAAAACCAUUUGUGGAGAUGUUAGAGCUGGUUAGAAGAGAUGCAAUGCAAAGGAUUGUAACCCGGUUUAAGAUAGCUGAGAAGGAGACUGCAAAGUAUACAAAGAAAGCAAGGAUAGAAGUGGAGAAGUCAUGUGAUGAGGCGCAGAACUGUUUCUCUCUUUCAAGCACAGGCGGCAAAUAUGAGAUUGUAGAGUUUGGUACUGGAUUUUGUGUGAUAUUGUCUAAGAGGGAGUGUGCAUGUAGGAAGUGGGAUUUAACAGGAAUUCCUUGUCGCCAUGCGGUUUGUGCAAUCAGAGAGAACUGUCAAGAGGUUGAGGACUACAUUUCUGAUUACUAUUUGACAGAAAAAUGGCGAAACAAUUACCGUAGAGGGUUGACUCCGGUAAAUGGAACGAGGUUUUGGGAGGAGGUAGGAGGAAGACGAAUUUAUGGACCUCCUUACAAGCGCCCUCCAGGGAGACCUAAGGGAAAAGCAAGGAUCAAAGGUUUACAUGAAUCACCUACUAAGAAAAAUAAGUAUAAGGUUGGUAGAAAAGGAAGAAUAGCCCAUUGUAGUUUAUGUGGUGGGGCUGGACAUAACUCAAGAAAAUGUCCUAAUGAGUCUGAUGAAAGCAGGGCAAAGAGAAGGAAACUUGCCCAAGAUGCUCAAAAUGCUGCGCUAUUGGAGGCUCAAGAUGAAGCAGAAAUGGAAGCAGCAAUGAUAGCUCAAGAGGAAGCUGCACUAGGUGGUCAUGAGGAAGCUGGGACCUCAGGCCAAGGUCAUGUUGAAGUCCAAGAUGUUUCAUUGACUGCACCACAAGGAAGCCAAAGACUCCGAGGGUUACUCUUUGGAAACACUACUGAGCAUUGA
This is a messenger RNA of Camelina sativa (false flax), 1152 nucleotides long. The record is from RefSeq and is a predicted model, not a curated record. Lineage: Eukaryota; Viridiplantae; Streptophyta; Magnoliopsida; Brassicales; Brassicaceae.